Molecule: messenger RNA, 1485 nt
Organism: Drosophila biarmipes
Lineage: Eukaryota; Metazoa; Arthropoda; Insecta; Diptera; Drosophilidae
Product: fibrous sheath CABYR-binding protein
Exons: 3
Coding region: 1-1170 (389 amino acids)
Biological process (GO): negative regulation of oxidative stress-induced intrinsic apoptotic signaling pathway
Source: RefSeq, a predicted model, not a curated record
AUGUUCGAGAACUCCCUGUUGAUCAUCAAGCCGGACUACUUGCACAAGCGGCGUCCGGUGCUCCUGAAGCUGCUGGGCGAGGGAUUCCAGUUGCAGGGCAACCGCAGGAUCGCCUUUUCGCCGGAAACAGCCGCCGAGUUCUAUGCGGACUACGCCGAUGAGAAGGGCUUCAUGCUGGAGGUCAUUCUCCUCUCCAAGGGAGUUUCCGAGGCCUUCAUAGUCACCAAGGAGAACGCCGUGCAGGAGCUGCUCAACAUCAUGAUCUGCUACUUUGGCUCCGCAUCGGAGCUGGAACGGAAUAUCCACGUCACCAAAAAUAGCUACAGCGUGGCCCGUGAGAUAAACUUUAUUUUUCCAAACUAUAUCCACGAGCCGCACCAGAUGUUCGACCACAACAACUUCUGCAACCGACCCAUGCUGAAGCCGCUACUCCAAGAGAUCUACGACAUCAUGCAGAACGUGGACUGCAGCCAGGAGAACUGGAAGGUGCGCCUGUCCGACUACCUGGUGCGCAGCAACCCGAAGAUGCCGCAAGUGACCAACCAGUGCCAGCAGCGACCCGAUGUGGGCAUCCAGGACAAGUCGCAGCAGACCACCAUGACCUAUGCCCCCAAGCCGAGUGCGAGGGGUGCCCAGCCCCGGGCCAAGAAGACCCAGAGCAGCAGCUCGCCCCUGUCCUCCACAUCGCCGCACUCCUCGAUGCUACUCUCCUCCAGUUCGUGUGUCACCUGUGGCGGGUUCGAGAGGAGCGAGCCCUGCAUCUCGGAACUGGAACUCAGCAAGCGAGUGGAACCGCACGACGAGGAGAAGGUUUGCGUGGACGAGGAGAUCCUGUGGAAGGAGGUGGUGGUCUACGAGGAAAUCCAGCCGGAGGAGGAGGAGCAGGAGAGCAAGGAGUUCAAGUUCGAGCUGGAGGAGGAGCACGAGGGCGAGGCGGGUGGCUCGGAUGUGGAGUCGGACAGGAGUGUCCACGAUGCAGCACCGCUGCCAGCAGCUCAGGACGAGGAAUCGGAGGCGGGUGAAACUGCUGCUGGGGAGCCAGCUGAAGCUGCUGCAGCUCCAGAAGCGGUUCCGCCCGCGGAGGAGGCUCCACCCGCGGCAGAGGCUGCUCCAGAAGCACCCCCAGCAGGCGAGGAGGCUCCGGCAGAGGAAGCUCCACCCGCAGAAUAAGUUCAGCUCUCUAGUGCACCUGUUGCCCCAUCAUUUGUUUGUUGAAGCAUAGAAAAAAAAUGGACUGAAACGCGCGCCAUUCCAGCAACACCACAUCCAUUGCACCAGGAAAACCACCUUCAAAUGGCAAUUGCGCACUCGCAGAAUUUCGGAAGGAGGUUCCGUAGUUUUUUAUGCCUCCCCAAAAGUGCAUCCCACACGGCAGCAACGUCAACAGGAGCAACAGCUUUUUAGCCUCCAACUUCCCGCCAGCAAAUGGCAUUUUUUCCCCCCUUUCAAGCGCCCAAUAAAAAUUCUAGAGAAAUAAAACAAACA